GAACAAUUAAACUAUUUUCUUAGUACGUACUUAAGAAUAUAGUGAGUAAUAGCUAGCUGAUCCAAGAAAUGGCCAUUGAGAACCUGUUCACGUUAGGCAAAAUCUACAAUGCCACUGGAAUCAAACUUUCUGGGCGGCACCAUGACUGGUAUGGUGCGUAUGGAAGUCAAGGAUACCCAGCACAGCUGGAUCGAGGACAGAAGGGUUGGUUUAUUCAUCUCGGAUCUGUUCCAGUUGCAGGACCACCUGCUCGUUCAUCAGGGGCCAUCGUCUAUCGUGGCCAUAUUAAUGACGAAAUUGAGUUUGAUUGGAUUGUGGCGUGGGACAAUCAAAUCAAUUCCCCGAAUAAAGUAUACACUUCAGUCAGGGCACCAGUCCUGAAGCCCGUUGAUUGGAACGAGAUACAGCAAGAGCUGAUCAAUUCUAAGAAUGAAAGCACUAGCAGCGAUGGUGGAUUAUUGGCCCAUGUGUCAAUUGGUGAUGGCAAUUUUCCUGUACUUCGGGCAGUACUCUCACCACAAGCACCUUCCAGGAACUAGGCUGCCAUCUGGCACUAGUCAUAUAAUAUAUAUAAUAUAUGUGCAUGCAUGCUUGCAUGUAUGGUAUGUGGAAUAAUGCCAUCAUAUACAUAUGUAUGGCCACAUUUUAUGUUAAGUGUAUUGUAUGCUAAGGCUGCCUAGCUGUAGCUGAUGACAGUCAUAAUUAGUAUACAAGGUGUGUGGAAUAAUGCCAUUGUGGUUUAUGACAUGGCAACUUUAUGUUAAUUUUAUGUUAUAUAUGCUAUGGCUUUCAAUGAAUAUUAUUAAAUUAUAUUA
This is a messenger RNA of Ziziphus jujuba (common jujube), 815 nucleotides long. RefSeq names its product 23 kDa jasmonate-induced protein-like. The coding region runs from base 69 to 539 and encodes 156 amino acids. The transcript has 2 exons. The record is from RefSeq and is a predicted model, not a curated record. Lineage: Eukaryota; Viridiplantae; Streptophyta; Magnoliopsida; Rosales; Rhamnaceae.